AUGAUCUAUCCCGUGGGUUGGUAUACCCAGCCUCCUGCGCCAGCUCAUCAGCCGACUCCAUUUGCAUGGUCUCCAGCUCCAGCUCCAGCUCCAGCUCCAGCUAUGCCUCCGCCUGCGCCUGCGCCAGCGCCGCCAGCUGGACCGCAGCCGGCCUGUCACAAGGACACUAAGCGAGACCGUUCCCGUUCUCGCCAUCGCGAGCAGCGCUACGACGAGCGCGAGCGCACUCGCUCCCGUAGCCCUGAUCGUGCUCCACGCCGCGACCGUAGCAGAGGCCGCACCAACGGCGACUACCGUUCGCGUGAUUACGACGAGGGUUACGAAAACAACGACAACAGGAAGUCCGCCCCACGUGGUCGUGACGAUCGUCAGAGCCAGGAAAUGGCGACGAACACCAAGCCAGAGAGCUCACAGCAAGACCACCGCGUUUACGUGGGCAAUCUUUCGUACGACGUCAAGUGGCAUCAUCUGAAGGACUACAUGCGUUCUGGCAUCACAGCUGGCGAGGUCGUCUUUGCGGACGUGCUCCUUCUUCCGAACGGCAUGAGCAAGGGCUGCGGCAUUGUCGAGUACGCCACACGUGAGCAGGCUCAAGACGCCAUCAACACUCUCAGCAAUACCAACCUGAUGGGUCGCCUUGUCUACGUUCGAGAGGCAGGUUUUCCCAAUCAAAGGAAUCGUGAUCGCGAGACCGAGCCGCGCUUCAACCAGCCUGGCGGGGGUGCAGGUGGUGGACGCGGCGGCUUCGAUGGCGGACGUGGUGGCAUGCGCGGCGGCUUCAAUGGUGGUGGAUUUGGUCGCGGCGGCAGUAUGAGCAUGGGCAUGGGUAUGGGCGGUCGUGGUGGCAUGGGCGGCAACCAGAUCUUCAUUUCCAACCUUCCCUACCAAGUCGGCUGGCAGGAUCUCAAGGACCUGUUCCGUGGAGCUAUCAACGUGGGCAACAUUCUCCGUGCAGACGUUCACUCAACCCCUGAUGGCCACCCCAAGGGCUCCGGCAUCGUCGCCUUCGACAACCCCGAGGACGCUCAAAACGCCAUCAACCAAUUCAACGGCUACGACUGGCAGGGCCGCAUUCUCGAGGUCCGCGAGGAUCGUUAUGCUGGUGGUUCGGGCCGUGGUGGCUUUGGAGGCGGCUUCCGUGGCGGCUUCCAAGGCGGAUAUGGUGGUGGAGGAUACCCGCCUCGUGGUGGCUUUGGAGGUGGAUUCGGCGGUGGUCGUGGUGGAUUCGGUGGGGGAUAUGGCGGCCGUGGCGGCUUCCAGGGCGGUGGAUUCGGUGGAGGACAGGGCGGCGGCUAUCAGGGCGGCGGCCAUGGCGGUGGCUAUCAAGGCGCCCCCUCUGCUGCUGCCAACAGCGCCCCAUCCAACCCCUUCGUUGACUUCGCUGCUUCGGGCGGUCCCGAGAGCACCACCAUCUUCGUCCGCAACCUGCCGUGGAGCACUAGCAACGACGACUUGGAUGAGCUCUUCCGCACCAUCGGCAAGGUCGAGCGCGCCGAGAUCAAGAUGGAGAGCAACAUGCGCUCAAGCGGUACUGGUGUUGUCGAGUUCCGUGAGCAGGCUGACGCGGCUGAGGCCAUCACCAAGUUCACUGGCUACGAGUACGGCGGUCGUCCUCUCGGCUUGGGCUAUGUCCGUUACACUAACCAGACUGGCGGUAUGGAGGGCAUGGAGCCUACGGGCAGCAUGCAGGCAGAGAUAAUGUAA
Messenger RNA from Recurvomyces mirabilis, 1704 nucleotides. RefSeq names its product g-strand binding protein (gene GBP2). The record is from RefSeq and is a predicted model, not a curated record. The coding region runs from base 1 to 1704 and encodes 567 amino acids. Gene Ontology annotation, cellular component: nucleus; cytoplasm; ribonucleoprotein complex. NCBI's taxonomy places the organism in Eukaryota, Fungi, Ascomycota, Dothideomycetes, Mycosphaerellales, Teratosphaeriaceae. Gene Ontology annotation, molecular function: mRNA binding. The transcript has 7 exons.